This is a messenger RNA of Lathyrus sativus (Indian pea), 1197 nucleotides long. NCBI's taxonomy places the organism in Eukaryota, Viridiplantae, Streptophyta, Magnoliopsida, Fabales, Fabaceae. The record is from the annotation of a GenBank genome assembly.
AUGAAGAUGAUGGAGUACUCCAUUCCACCAACAAAGGAUGAUAUCUUAAGUCAAGAAAGUCUCUUCGUGAUUGGCAUUCUUUCAUUGAUCUUACAUCUUUCCACCAAUAAAGUACUUGAAGAGACUUCAAAGCCCAUUCUUUUUAAUACUUGUAUAAUAUCUCUCGUCAAUACUAUAGUUUGUGCAGCUUCUUCAAAAGGGCCUGCUUUGGGUGACCAUGACGAGGGAACCAGCACUGGAGAAACUUUAAUAUUUGUUCUCUUGCUUAAUUACUUUGCUGUUAAAAGCUUGCACGCUAUCCUACCUGGAUUUGUGGAUUGGCAAAGCUUCCUCGUUUCAAUGAAUUCAUCUGAACCACAAGCCUUCAUAGGCAUUCGUUGUCAUGACUUGUGCAGACUUCUGCAUUUUGGUUCUCCUGUGGUCAAGAUUAUUGCUUCUUAUUGCCUGUUAGAAUUGUUCAACAGAAUAUCAGAUCAAAUAAACAGUAAACACGAAGAGUUGAAAUGUACAUUUGAGUAUUUAAUGUCCUUAAGGAAUAUAUUGGAAGGGCUGGUAUUUUAUAAUGACUCUACAGUGGCUACAAAUUGUGCACUCUGCCUGUCGAUUCUUCUGCAGUGGGAAAAUCUGGCAAAGGAAACGGAACAGUUAGGAAAAAGCAGUUGGUUUAGAUUGAUUAUAGAGGAGAUGACGGUAUCUUUGGCAGCUCCUGCGGUAGCAUCACAAUCAUUCACAAACAGUCAAACGCCUGCAGUCCUUAUAGCUGUCGCCCUGCUGAAACUUCAUAUAAUUCCCCAGUGGAUGAGAUCUGUUCUUAAUGACUCAUGCAUAUCUGGCAUACUGGAAAACCUUGCUGCUACUGAUUUGAGCUCGGAAAUUUUGGUUUUAUUUCGACAACUUUUGAAGUCUGACUUCUUAAGUACCGAGCAAAUUGCAACUAUAAAUCAAAUACUGCAGGAAUGCAGACGGCAUAUGUACUCUAACAAUGCUCAAGACAGUCUCCCAAGUGAACCCAUAAAGAAGGUCCUCGCCAUGCCAUAUGAUCUUGGAGAUAUUUGCCGGCAUCUCAUUGAUUUGAUGGCAUCUGAGGCAUAUUUAGAUAUGGAUUUCUGGGGAUUUCAUAUGGGUAGUAAGAGGUUGUUGGAAGAAAUAGAGUUGUUUUUUAGCACCUUGACUGUAGAUGACGAUAGUUGUAGAUAA